This is a messenger RNA of Brassica napus (rape), 1526 nucleotides long. Its product is annotated as inverted formin-2-like. NCBI's taxonomy places the organism in Eukaryota, Viridiplantae, Streptophyta, Magnoliopsida, Brassicales, Brassicaceae. The record is from RefSeq and is a predicted model, not a curated record. The transcript has 2 exons. Bases 445 to 939 code for a protein of 164 amino acids.
AAUGGAAAAACGCGGGCCUGGUAACUUCGUCGUAAACGUGGGCCUUGUAAAUUCGUCGUAAACCAAUGUUUCGACGUAAUUUCGUCGUAAAUCGAAAAACACGGGCCUGGUAACUUCGUCGUAAAUGGAAAAACACGGGCCUGGUAACUUCGUCGUAAUGUUACGAGGAAGUUACGAGGAAACCGUUUUUAUAUAUAUGGGAGAAGUCGAAGAUACGAGCACUGCUCGUAUCUUCCUCCCUAACUCCUCUCCCCCUCUAAGGUAACUUUCUCUCUCUAUCUUUUUUUUUUUUUUUUAUAGUUUAGGUUGUUAGUUUAGGUGAUUAGUUUAGGGAAUUAGUUUAGGUGAUUAGUUAACGGAAUUAGUUUAGAUGAUUAGUUUAGAAAAUUAUUUUAAACAAUUCGUUUAGGAUAUAUAUUAAUUUAAUUUUUUUAAAUUUUCUAGAUGGCUCCUAGACCGAGACCAGCAGCUCCUGCACCUACGUAUGCGGAUUUGUUUGGCGAUGGAUCUUCCUCUAGCGGUCCAUCGUCUUCUUCCGGGACAGUUCCAGACUCUCACACAUCUCGGAGAGUUCCUUCGACCCCUCCUCCUCUUCCAUCUCAGAUGCCUCCCCCACGAGCUCCACCUGUCGCCCCGGAUCAGCCUGCCCCACCGGCUGCAGUUCAUCCCGAUUUGCGGGUGCCAGCUCAUGCACCAUUCGCAAGAUACACCGUCGAGGAUUUGCUUGCCCAGCCCGGACGAGAGGGUUUACACGUUCUGGACCCCGAUAGACCCCCGGGUACUUAUUGGUUUGGGGCUAACAACCGUGUUAGCCGGAGCGUUUCAGAGACGAUGAAGGGAUAUUAUGACGGCCCUUAUCCCAACUGGACCAUGACUCCCGAUCACGUCAAGACGACGUGGUUUAAAUGUUUUGCGGUAAUUAUAUUUACAUAUUAUUAAUAUUUAUAUUGUUAAUUAAAUAAUUAUUAUUUUUUUUUCUAAUCUUUUAAAAUGUUUGUUUUUUCAGCAAAGGUGGAACUGGUCCGUAGGAAUCACCGAGAGGGUGAAGAGCGAAUUUAUUGCAAAGGCGAAAACUCGUCUUUGCAACACCGUCUCCGAUUGGAAGGACAAGUGGGAGAUUUACGGCUAUGAGGGGAAGCCGAGCGGGGUCACAAAGGAAGCAUGGGAUGGCCUCAUCACCUAUUGGAACGAACCCAGCUCCAUCCGCAAAGCCAACUCCUGCUCCGCUUCCCGAAGAACGAGGGAUAAAGAUGGCCAUUUGCCCAUGGUUCAUAGAUCCGGCCAAAAACCCCAUGCCGGAAUUCGUCUCGAAGCUGUAAGUUUUAUUUAAAUUUAUAAUUUUCAUUAUUUUAAACUUGUAUUUAUUAAUUAUAUUUAAUUUAUUUAUUAUUGUUGUUUAUUAGUUGGAGAAGACGGGAGUUUUGCCAUCUCUCUCGGACUUAUUCAAGAUGACUCACGCCUCACCAGAUGGGGUUUUUGUGGAUCCUGCAUCCGAGAAACUCUUCAACGCUGUGGCGUCUCGGGUU